Pyricularia oryzae 70-15 is the source of this 3393-nucleotide messenger RNA. Its product is annotated as aflatoxin efflux pump. Gene Ontology annotation, biological process: transmembrane transport. Bases 707 to 3196 code for a protein of 829 amino acids. NCBI's taxonomy places the organism in Eukaryota, Fungi, Ascomycota, Sordariomycetes, Magnaporthales, Pyriculariaceae. The record is from RefSeq and is a predicted model, not a curated record. The transcript has 4 exons. Gene Ontology annotation, molecular function: transmembrane transporter activity.
UGUUUGCUUGCUUCUCUGAAAAAACCACACUACACCAACCGGACUGUUGUCGCUAACCUACCUUAAUUGGCAGCAUAAGCAAACCACUAAACGUUUGUUCCAAAAAUACUUGCAUACAAGCAUUACGCCCAAACCUAGCUCAACGGUUCAACUUGUUGCUUGAAUCUGUAUCACGUCGAGAAUGUUUUCGAUCAAUAUGCAGUCUGCUGGAGGCAAUUUUCAUCAUGUUUAUAUUGAUUGUCUUGUCGUACAGGAAACAUACCGCACCCGGACGGCAUGAUUUCGUGAGCGGUUGACGCGCCCUCGGUUCCUGGCGUUUAGGCCAUCCGCCGUCGCCUUGUCAGCACGGCUGAAGCUCAGACUGACAACCUAGGUGUUGUCUGGUCAAUACAUGAUCAUCUAUCUCCCCCUCUUCGUGUCUACGUUCUACUUUCCACCCUUUUUUUUCUUUUACUCCUUUACUCCUUUCCUCUUCCUCGAUGGCCCCCAUCCGUUGCCACAUUCCUGCCAUUGAUUUGGCAUCAUAGUCUGGACGCCCACUGUAUGAGGUCCAUGGGUGGCAGCAUCUCAUACAGUCAACAAUCUCCAUGCCGCCACUGGGUGUUACUUCCCUGAUGCUCAUUAUCUUGCCUCUCGCAUCUUGACUUGUAUAGAAAUAGAUUAAACUUGGCCAACCUCUGAACCUCCUGGGAGUUUUCAGCACGCCAUGAAUUACAGUCCAAGAUCACCGUCGCUCAGAAGCGAGAAGGAGACACGGCCGGGCGGCAGAGCUUCUACUGACGAUGACAUCGAGGCGGCUCAGCCGGCAAUCCAUGAUGCGGUCGUUGGCGCAGGCACCGAUUCCGGGAGAGCUGAUGAAGCUCAUUCCGCUCCCCUGGCCCGAGAAAAACAUGCCGGAGCCCCAGCCGAAGCAAAGGGGCACAGCUCUUCAGACACUGCCGCCGUAAGCCCUGGAGGCAUGUAUAACCCACGCAGCCUAAGGUUCUGGGCAAUCAUGGGCUGCAAUUUUCUCGCCCUAUUCCUGGUGGCUCUCGACCGAACGAUACUCGCCACCGCGGUGCCCAGGAUAACAGACGAGUUUCACAGCCUGGGCGAUGUCGGUUGGUACGCCUCGUCAUACAUGUUGACCACCUCAGCGUCACAACUUUUGUUCGGCAGGAUAUACAAGUUCUACCCUACGAAAUGGACGUUCCUCGUGUCCAUCGUCGUUUUUGAGAUUGGUUCUGCCAUAUGUGGCGCAGCACCCACUUCAACAGUCUUCAUCGUGGGAAGAUCCAUUGCUGGCCUAGCAUCGGCCGGCAUAUUCACAGGAUGCAUGCUGAUGUUUAUGAUGGUGCCGUUACACAAGAGGCCCAUGUUCCAAGGCCUUUUUGGCAUGACGUUUGGCCUUGCCUCGGUUAUGGGCCCCUUGGUCGGUGGCGCCUUCACGGGAACAGUGACUUGGAGGUGGUGUUUCUACAUGAACUUGCCAAUCGGACUUGUGGCCUUCAUAUGCAUGAUCUUGUGGUGGACUCCGCCCGAGAAACCCACGGAGCCGGCGCCGCUCCUCACGCAUAUCAAGCGUCUUGAUCCACUCGGAUCCUUUUUCUUUCUACCCGCCGUUGUUUCGUUGUUGUUGGCAUUGGAAUGGGGCGGCUCGACCUAUCCGUGGAACAGCGGCGUCAUUAUCGGCCUUCUAGUGGCAUGUGCAGUUUUGGUCUCGGCUUUUGCGGCCGUUCAGAUCUUGCGUCCCGAGACGGCCACGAUCCCGGCACGAGUCAUCACACAGCGCAGUGUCUUGUUUGCGACCAUCUUCACCUUCUUUGUCGCAGGCGGGAUGCUCAUGUGCGUCUACUUCCUUCCGAUAUGGUUCCAGACAGCCCAAGGGGUUGACCCGCUGCGCUCGGGUAUAUACACUCUGCCGCUGGUUCUCUCGCUCGUUGUCUCGAGUGCCAUGUCGGGCAUCUUUACGUCGAAAAUCGGCUACUAUAUGCCCUCGAUGCUACUAUGUCCUGUCAUCAUGGCCGUCGGCGAGGGUUUGAUGAGCACAUUCAGCCCAACCACGGACUCGGGCCACUGGAUCGGUUUCCAGUUUCUCACAGGAUUUGGCCUAGGCUUCGGCAUGCAAACUGGAGGCUUGGCCAUUCAGACUGUCCUGCCCAUGGCCGAUGUCUCGACCGGAAUUGCAAUCAACAUGUUCGCCCAGCAGCUAGGAGGUGCUGUGUUCACUUCGGUCGGGCAGGCAAUCCUGAGCAAUGUGUUGGUGAAACAGUUGGUGGGCGUUGAUGGGCUACAGGCAGAGGAGAUUAUCAAAGGGGGUAUCACCAACCUUCUUAGUCAUGUGCGCCGCGAAGACCGAGGAUUGGUUGUAGGCGCAUACAACUUUGCCUGUACCAGGAUUUUCUUGGCCGCCAUGGCACUCAGUUGCUGUGCCCUACUGUGCGCUUUCUGCAUGGAGUGGAGAAGCAUCAAGAAGCCGCAACCAGAAAACGGUGUCCCUCAAGGUGCAACCGGCGACACGGCCCCAGCUCUACUCGUCAAGGAAGGGGCCAUGCCCGGUAUCAACUCCUGUCCAGACGCUAACCAGGACGCUACAAGCAACAAAGAGUUCGGGGAGAACCCCCUACUGACAGAUACUAGAUCAGACUUGGGUCCGAGAGACGUCGACAGCAGCACAGAAUCGGAGGCUAACAUCGCAGACAAGCCCGUGAACCGUCACUCACUUGGGCACAAUGAAACUUCCGUCAUUGCGAAACACACCAACGGUCUUGUGAUAGGCAUCGUGCCGUACGCGGAUACCCCAACCGAUGAACCAACGGAGGACAAGUUGUUUUCUGAAGAUACCCAGUCGGACCUAACGCCGACAACAUUGGCAGAGGCAGAGGCGGAGAUAGAGGCAAGUGCAAAGGCAGAGAAAGAGACGAUGGCAGAGAAAGAGAUAGAGCCAGAGAAAGAGGCAGUGGCAGACGCAAGGGCAGAAGCAGAAGCAGAAGCGGGUGCAAAUACAGAGGGACGGGCAGAUGGCAGUGAUGGCGACAGCUUUGUGACAGUUUCGGAGGAUACUAAACUGGACGGGCAAGCCAAAGACCAAGGAGAAAUGCUGCCUCGCGGCAGCCUAGACCUACUCUUCCUACUCACACCAGGGGUGCAGAGAAGCAGCAGAGGGGACACUAAGCCAGAGGAAUCGGAAAGAUCGCAGGCUCAAAAGCAGCCAUGAGAACCCAGACAUAUCAAGGGCUGAUUCUUGGCUCAUCUAUAGAACUAUACAGCGAUGUCACUUCAGCUCCAUCUCAUUAAAUUGUAAUGCGCCUCAGGGCCGCUAGGAGCAUCUCUAUCUUUUGUAAGCUACAUAAUUAUAUAUUCCAGCAUUCUAAAUAAUGAAUACAAGGAUGGCAAAAGUGGCAGCAAUAAUGA